This is a messenger RNA of Procambarus clarkii (red swamp crayfish), 7366 nucleotides long. It is a transcript of the gene Topors, whose product is annotated as Topoisomerase I-interacting protein. Gene Ontology annotation, biological process: protein polyubiquitination; protein monoubiquitination. The record is from RefSeq and is a predicted model, not a curated record. Gene Ontology annotation, molecular function: ubiquitin protein ligase activity. Lineage: Eukaryota; Metazoa; Arthropoda; Malacostraca; Decapoda; Cambaridae.
GCGAGGUAAACAAAGCUGUGGCUGGAGCAGCUGGCGGCCACUGCUGACUUUGCUCCUACAUUACACCACCAAACUUGCUUUCUAGCCACUUCCAGGUCGCCCUCACACGCUGCAGUGAUCAAGUGCCUCGUUGGGGAGUGCCACUGAAGCAGAAAAGUGCCUCGGCCAGAUGCAAAUGUUCCGGCACACCGUUGGUGAUUGAUGAAUUUUUUUUUUUUUUUUUAGAGGGGUGUCUCGCAGGAACUUUUUUUUUGUGUUGUGACGAAGUGUUGUCCCUCUUGAGAGAUACUUGACACUUGAGCAGUGUUGUGCCUCCUCUGUGUGGCCUCUUGUUAUUGUAACACCAGCCCCCUCUCCCACACCCGUUGAGUAAGAUAACCUCAUAAAGAUAUCUGAUGGGCCCAAUGACUACUCUAGCUUGGACCUGUUGGAGAGGUCAAGACCUGAGGUCUACUACACCCGCGCCUUCACAGUUCACUUGAAACUCAGUGAUCCUGUCUUCAGGGGAGGUUUACCUGCUAUUUGGAGACUCACUUUACCAGGUUCUACAAGAUGUCCUCUCCAAGGGAAAAACUACAAGGGGCUGAUGCAUGCCCGGUGAUGAACUCCAGCAUGUCUGCAUGUACUUCUGAAAAGAAGAGUCCCUCUGGUUCUCGCACUCCAGAGAGGCCUCCAAGUGAUAAUUCACCCAUUUCAGAUGAUACAUGUCCAAUCUGUCUUAGCCAUAUUACUGAUAAGUGUGUGGCCAAUUCAUGCCUUCAUGGUUUUUGUUUGGUGUGUCUCAAAGAAUGGUCUAAGCAAAAAGCAGUAUGUCCUCUUUGUAAACUGAGCUUCACAACUAUAAUGUAUGACAUCAAAUCUGAAUCAGAAUAUAAAGAAUGGAAGGUUCCAAGACCAGAGCCAUUGGAAAGAAGUCAGGGCAUUGCCAAUUUUCAGGAGUUUCUUGAUGCCGAAAGGCGAAGGUUCUUCGGAUAUCGCACAACAAAUUUUCCUGGUGCUGCCACACUGCGCCGACAGCAUCCUGGACGAACACAUGCCAUUCCUGAUGCCAUUCCUUCUGGGCCUCGUGAACGCAGACACUCCAGAUAUUAUCUUAGAGGUUCAUCUAUGUUUCGCCUUAGUGUUUACCUCAAUAACGUUUGGGUGCAACCUAUAGCAGAUAUUACUGGUCGCUACAGACAAAGCUCUCCGGAUUUAUAUCGAGAGCAACCUGCACUCACACACCGUUUGGUGCCCUGGGUAAAUCGUGAGCUGGCAGCACUUUUACCAUCAUCCAGAAUUGGGGUUGUUCUUGGAGAAGUUAUGGAUCUUAUUGAAAGAUAUGCCAUUAAUUCUCGAGAAUUUCGACGUGCCAUGCAAGAACAUCUUGGAAGACGAACAAAUCAUUUUGUUCAUGAGUUUUACCAUUUUGCUCGCUCACCUUAUGACAUGGUUGGCCAUGACAAUGCAGCUCAGUAUGUUCCAAGAUAUGGAUUUAAUAAUGAAGACAGUAGCACCAGCAGUUCAGAUGACAGUGAUGCUGUAGUAGAGGUGGACAUGAGUGGGAACCCUGUCAUUGUCUCGGCAGGAGAAGCCCGCCAGGGUACCACUACACCUGGAGCGGUUGAGAGAGAAGAAACUUUAACACACGAAGGUUCUGUAGUAAUCAGCAGUGACAACUUUUCCAGUAGUGAGAGUAAUGAACCAACAAGCCUGAUGUCAGGGUUAGCACAGACGCAGCCAGAUUUUUCCGAGACUCAUAAUCCAGAGCCGCCUGAAUCACUUUACAUGAAUCGCUUGAUAGGUCGUGCCAGGGACUUUCUCAGUACCAUUAAUGAGGGAGCAUCAACGUCUAGACCUGCGGGAAGCUCUGGAAUGCAAAGUGCUGCAAAUAGCACAUUGAAAACAGAAGUCUCCUCAGACAGUGAACAGUCUGAUGCUUGUAUUGUUAUUGAAGAAGUGAAGAAAAGACACAAGACUCCAGAAAUAAUUAAUCUAGAUAGUGAUGAAGGUGAGCAACAUGCACCACCAUUAAAAGAAAAUGAUAAUCAUUGGAAGAAAAAGCUUAGUAAAGAUUUCAUAAAGGACAAAAAUAGCAGUGUAUCGAGUGUUUCUUCUCGCCAACAUAAAGUUAAAGAAAAACAAAAGCCCACCCUUAAGCGAACAAAUUUUCCUCUACAUAUUAGUCAAUCCAGCUGCAGCAGCACUUCCAAUAGAAAAUCGGCCAAAGAAGAUCAUAGUUACUGCAAUGAACAUGACUCAGCAAGUAUUGAAGCAUCUAGCUCAAAUGAUCAUAAUGGCUCAAUUCAGACUUCCUCCAUUGAAAUUUCACUAAAGUGGCAUAAAAGCUCUAAGAAUCAUGACUCGACAUUUAGUGUGAAAAAAAAGGAUAAGCAGUGUGCAAGUCUGACAGAUGCGAGCUCCUCAAAUGAUGAUUCUAGUUUGCCAAAUUUAUAUUGUAAAAAACGUAAGCAAAAAGACAAAGGCAAAAAGGCUAGCAAUAAAAGAAACCUUACGGCAAAGAGUAGGAGUACUGGCAAUACGGUUGGGUCUCUCUCCUCUCGGAAUAGGAUGAAAUCCCCAUCAAGAGAACUAAAUGCAUCACCUAAACGAAUGAAAAAGGACCACAGAUCAAAGAUUAAGAGUUCGUCGAGGUUCAGUUCAUGUCAUGAUGCCCAUGCAAGAAACAGCUUCACACCUUCUAAUUCCUCAGAAAGCUCUGAAGAAUCAUGGUGCCCCUCAGACCGCCUUUGGACACCACCGUCUAACAAAACAGAAGGAUCAUCGUCUCAAGAUCAAUGUUGGGACAGCCACAGCAAGCAAUCAUCGGGUGACUCGAAGGAUUCAUGCUUCAGGGAAUGGAAAGAUGAACACAGCAGCUCUAAAUCGAAGCAUUCCAAUAAAAAGAGGAAAAGAAAGAGUAAAGACAGACGAAAGAGUGAAAAAAGCAAAAAGAGCAAGAAAAGUAAGCAUAAAAAAAAAGGAAAAUCUAAAAAAUCAGUUUACAAGUGUAGUUCUUCAGAUUCAGAGACCGAUUUUUCAGAGCAAAGCUCUAAGAGACAAAAGAAGAGAAAACGUAGACUAGCAGAUAGCUCUUCUAGAUCUGAGUCCGAGUCCAUAGAGAUUGGGUCGAGGAAAAGAGCAAGAAAGACUAUGAUAUUAUCUGACACGUCCUCCACCUCUCAUGUAUCGCCAGGUAGUGUUCAUUCAUCACAUGAUGACUCUUGAUCAAAGUUAUAUGCAUGGCUUAUGAUGUUUUAAUAUACUGUAUAUCAAUAAAGCCACCUUAUGUUUAUUAUGCAUAAAAGUUGUCUUAAAAUUAAAUUCAUGUAAAUUUGUCACAAAUAAUAAAUGCAUUAACUUUUAUUUUUCCAGACUGAGGUGUGCCUUAGGUCAUAACGGCAGGUAUUCCUCCGCAAAACUUUUCUUGGCAUGUAGAGGUGAAAAGUGGAGUUGUGAAGUUAUAUUAAUCACUUUCUGCAUCAGACUUCAGUUCAAUUUUUCAUAUGAUUUAUAAGGGAUGAUAAUAUUGUGCAUCGGAGACAGUGUAAUUUCCUUCCAAAACUUAAAUUCUUGGGGGCUCAGAAGACCUGGUUAAACCUCCAUGAUGGUGCUCAUUUUGAGAAGAUACAGUUUGCCUGUAUGUAGUAAACGAUGCUUAUUAAGUCCAGGUACAUUUAUUGAGACCAUAAAGACCAUAAAAUGCAAAAGGAUAGCAUAGGAUAUUUCUACCCUCCUGUGCUUAUUAAUUGUUACGACUAUAUCUCAGCCCAAUUUUUCUAGGUUUACCAAUUUUCCUGAGCAUAUUAAUAAAUGUUGAAUGGCUGCAAUUGCUUGCAGCUUACAGUACCCUGCAUGCUUGGGGGUGAUCCUGGGCAGUGGGGGUGCAAAUCAUAGUUUGGUCAAAAAAAAGAGUUUUUAGCAAUUUAUAUCUCAUGAGGAGUAAUUUAUGAGGAUUGGUUUCAUGGGGGAAGAUAACGUACAGUGUGUUAUCUACAGCUCCGGCUCAUUGUUCUGUAACCUGCAGUAUACUGUCAUCUGGUUUAAUGAGGAUUGUUAAGCAUAUUAGAAUUUUUGUACAAAGCCUUAGUAAUAAGAUAUGAACCUGAGUAUUAUUAUAACUUUUCUUUUAUAAUUGUUCCAAGUAGUCUAUUUUAAACAAAACACUAACCUACUGUGGGAGAAUCUUGAGAGACCAUUCUCUCACUGCACAGUGCACCGAUCCUCGUGCACACCUACACUGUUCCCUUUAUGCCAUUAUGGGAUAUGUCCUAUGUGUAGGCCUGUUACUUUCCAUGAUGGAUGCCUGCAGUUUGCUUUAUCCUGUGCUUGUUUUGUCACUCGCCUCUACCAUCCCCCGGAUCAUGUUAUUUAUCCCUCCCAUCUUAUGUAUACCACAUGUACAGUAUUUCUUCAAUGUUUCAUUUUUACAACCUAAUUUCUAGAUUUAUUUGUCUUCUAAUUCAUGUAACACUUGCAGUGGUCAGGGCUGGAUGGCAACAUAGUCCAUGUAACACUUCCAGUGGUCAGGGCUGGAUGGUAACAUAGUCCAUGUAACACUUGCAGUGGUCAGGGCUGGAUGGUAACAUAGUCCAUGUAACACUUGCAGUGGUCAGGGCUGGAUGGCAACAUAGUCCAUGUAACACUUCCAGUGGUCAGGGCUGGAUGGCAACAUAGUCCAUGUAACACUUCCAGUGGUCAGGGCUGGAUGGUAACAUAGUCCAUGUAACACUUGCAGUGGUCAGGGCUGGAUGGCAACAUAGUCCAUGUAACACUUGCAGUGGUCAGGGCUGGAUGGUAACAUAGUCCAUGUAACACUUGCAGUGGUCAGGGCUGGAUGGCAACAUAGUCCAUGUAACACUUCCAGUGGUCAGGGCUGGAUGGCAACAUAGUCCAUGUAACACUUGCAGUGGUCAGGGCUGGAUGGUAACAUAGUCCAUGUAAUACUUCCAGUGGUCAGGGCUGGAUGGUAACAUAGUCCAUGUAACACUUCCAGUGGUCAGGGCUGGAUGGUAACAUAGUCCAUGUAACACUUCCAGUGGUCAGGGCUGGAUGGUAACAUAGUCCAUGUAACACUUCCAGUGGUCAGGGCUGGAUGGUAACAUAGUCCAUGUAACACUUGCAGUGGUCAGGGCUGGAUGGCAACAUAGUCCAUGUAACACUUCCAGUGGUCAGAGCUGGAAGGCAACAUAGUCCAUGUAACACUUCCAGUGGUCAGGGCUGGAUGGCAACAUAGUCCAUGUAACACUUCCAGUGGUCAGAGCUGGAAGGUAAAUCACACCACCUCCACUGUGCACUGAUACUUUCAAGGCCUCUGUAAAACUAUUAUUUUCCUAAUUAUUUCUUGGUGCAGUGUUGUAUGAUUGCACAGUGUUAGUCCCUAAUGCAUUGUUUCAAUUGCUUGAACUAUUGUGUUUUAUGUGAUAAGCUCUUCAAAAUAUACUUUACAUUACUCUGGAAUUUCAGUACAUUUGAAUAUGCCCUCUAUUUCCAUCUUCUAUUUUAUAACUUCUGUAUUCUGUUUUCUUUCUCACUACCCUUUAACAAAACAAUUUCUCUUCUGGCUUUCAGUAGCUUCACAGUGCCUUACCUCUGGACCAUAGAGGCAUCUGGAAAACUCUUAAGACCUUUGGACUUAGUGCAUAGUAAUCAAAGAUAGUAGUAUAUUGUGAUCAAAGAUAAACUACCUAGAAAAUAUAGGCAAAGCAAAACAAACUACAUGUCUUGAUGUCUUGAAGAAAGAGAGAGAAAAUGUAAACAAUCUCAACACAUGCACCUGGUAGCUCAGGUCAUCCAUGGAUUCAACCUGCUUGCCUGCCUGCCUUACUCUCAUGCCUUGGGUUGUCCUGCAGAAAUCACUAAGAAAUCUUUUUGACCUGACUAGGAUUCGACUCCCCGCUGCCCAGGAUCACCCCAAUUGUGCAGGGUAUUGUAACCAGCCUCAUUGAUCAUUGGUGAAGUAGUUACAGUACCCUGUGCGCUUGGGGGGUUCGAAUCCUAGUUUGGUCAAAAAGAGUUCUUAGCGAUUUAUGGCUCAUAUGUUCGUGCAGCCUUACAUUCAUACAUACACACUGUAUACAGUAUAUAUAUAUAUAUUUUUUUUGUGCUUGGCUAUGUUAUUCAUAGGUAUGCCUUGCUUGUUUGAGAUUUUGCUUAUGUGUUGAAUAAGGAAUAUUUCAGUUUAAUUCAGUGACACAGUACACAUCUCCCCCCCCCCUCAAUCCAUACUUUUCAGGCAUCUGCAUGAGGAUUCAACCUUCCUAUCUAUGCAUCUGGUUUAUAUGACCAUUAACAGAUCAGAUGGCCAGUUACCAUUUGGACUAGGUGGCUUGCUUGUCAUAUAUUCUCUAACAUACUAUAUUAUAUUCUUUACUAGAAUAUAUCAAUAUAAUCAUAGCAUAUUUGAUAUGAUUUUGUAUGCCUUUUAUCACUUCGUAGGUUGUUUUGUGAGGCUUCAUAUUAUUCAUCUGUGAUUCAACUUCUGCUGCUUGUAACUUUCAGUAAUGAGAGUCGGUAUUAUCAGACUGAUGGAGAUUUCAGUUUUAUCUGGUACUCUGCCUGCCGGUUUCAAGUUUUUCGUUGUCCUGUGUGGUACCCGAGUCAGUGCCCCAGGAAGCUACUGAGAACGUCCAGAAGAGGGGGUUUCAUUACAUUCAACAUUUAAUUUCUUCCCAUAUCCUCGUCUGCUUUUUUCUUUGCCCCCUCUAAAUCAGUCAUUUUAAAUAUAAAAAAUCACUUUAUACUUUUUGUACUCUUCUUUUUUUAUAUUUCUUUCAGUUUUCAUUCAGAUCAUUUAGUUGCAGAUGUUUAAUAUGUGCAGCUUUUUUCACUGCUUGUUUUGACCUUCUUCUCCAGUCAUAGCAGUUCCUUCCAUCACAAACAAUUUCUGCUUUACUCUGAGAAAUAUAUGUAUACUUUCUUAUCAAUUUUUAUCAUAAAUAUUUCUCACUUUAAUUUUUUUGAGCUUCUUCAUUGUUUUCUUCAUCGUCCUUUAAACAAUCUGUAAUUACAUUCCUCCAGUCUUAGCCAUCUGUCACGGUGUUUUCUGCAGUCCCAGCCAUCUGCCAUGGUCCUCUACCGUAUCCAACCAUCUGCCACUGCUCUUUCAGACCCAACCGUCUGUCACUCUUCUCCAAAUCUAACCAUCUGUCACUUUUUGUGAAAUUAAAUGUUCACUCUGUAUUUCAAAUAAUUUCUCUAGUUAUUUCUAAAUGCAUUUCAGUUUAACAAUCUAUUUCAUAUACAGUAUAUUAAACAUGUGUACGGUAAUCCUCUCUCUCAUUUAUGAACACCGCAGUAUAUGGUUAGGAAUCGAGUUUACUUUUUAAAUAUACUGUACUGUAGUUAUUUAUGAUUUAACCAAUGAAAAGCAUACAUUCACUGUUAA